Molecule: messenger RNA, 1053 nt
Organism: Suillus paluster
Lineage: Eukaryota; Fungi; Basidiomycota; Agaricomycetes; Boletales; Suillaceae
Exons: 9
Coding region: 1-1053 (350 amino acids)
Source: RefSeq, a predicted model, not a curated record
AUGAUCAGGAGUGAGGAUGACAUAACUUGUGAGGUCACACUACAAGCUCCUGAAGAUGACAAAACCAAAAAAAAGACUCCUAAACUUUCAAAGCCAGAUCCAUGCAUGCUCCUAUUCAUAAUUGCUGCUUGUAUUCACCCACACCACCCACCACUAUCACAAAAGACAUACCACUGCUAUUACCUCAACUUCUGCUCAACACCUACUGCUCAGAUGAACGUCAACUCCCCAAGCUAUGCUCACCACAUGGAUGAUGGGGUAUAUGACAGUGUUGUCCGCCAACUCAUGGAGCUCUCAACAGGAGUGUACCUAGGAGAUGCAAUGUACAGCAAUCACUACAUCAGAGCAGGCACAACCCCUAACAUCAUUAACAACAAGGCACACAUGAAAGGCAUCUUCACACUUAGAAAGCCUUCGCAAGCAACCAAAAUGAUGUAUAUCACAUUUGAGAAUCAAACCAACCUCAAAGAACUAAGAAAGAAGGAGAAAGAGGUAAUAAUCAAAGAGUGGACCAUGCAUACUGGGACUGACACCUUGGGUAUACCUGAAUACAUUAUGAUUCACAUGGGGCAACUAUAUGCAAUAGCCAAGAAGAGCCUCAUUGAAUCUGGUGAGGAUGGUGAAGGAAAAUAUACAGAGAGCCCAGCAACCCCAAACACAAAUGAGGUCACUAUCACCACCAACUCUUUCUAUGAGCUGAACAUUCUCCCAGACUACCAUGGGGAUCUGUUCCAACACAAAAACACAAAACUCCAUCAGCUCAACAUCAGAAAUAUUGACAAUGAGUUGGUUGCGCCACAGGACUGGUAUAGCAAGCUUCAGCAGGGUACCUUAGUAAUGGUCAGGGCGACACUUCAUGCAUUCAAUUAUGAAAACUGGAGAGUCUAUCAGCUGAAUGCUCACACCAUCUGCAUCUUGGAUCGCUCCAAGAUGUUGGCAGAGCCUUUAUGCAAUCCAUACAAGGAAAAUAAGCUUGAUGGACCCUCUGAAAAGUCAGUCACAUCAGCUGCAAUGAAAGGAGUGAAACUAGGAAAGAGAGUGAGAAAGGAUUGA